GAACCCCCUACACUCGCGGCACAAGCUGAGAGUAUUGUCGGGGGCUAUUCUCUCUCCCAGGAACAUGGCGGCGAGUCAGGGAGGUGGUGGUAACAGUGGGGGCGGCGGUUGUGGUGGAGGUGGAAGUGGCGGUGGCGGUGGCGCAGCCGGAGGGGGAGGUGGCGGAGCCGGAGGGGGAGGCGGCGGCGGUGGCGGGACGCUGGUGGUGCCCAUCCCGGUGCCGACUCUUUUCGGUCAGCCGUUCCCCAACGGGCCGCAGUGGAACCCGGGGAGCCUGCAGCCUCAACACACGGUCAGGAGCCUGGACCGGGCCCUGGAGGAGGCGGGCAACUCCGGCAUCCUCAGCCUCAGUGGUCGGAAACUCCGAGACUUCCCGGGCAGCGGCUACGACCUGACGGACACCACCCAAGCAGAUCUUUCAAGAAAUCGUUUUACAGAAAUUCCUUCUGAUGUCUGGUUAUUUGCACCUCUUGAAACAUUAAAUUUGUAUCAUAAUUGCAUCAAAACCAUUCCCGAAGCCAUUAAAAACCUACAGAUGUUAACGUACCUUAACAUUAGUCGAAAUCUUUUAUCGACAUUGCCAAAAUACCUAUUUGAUCUUCCCCUUAAAGUUUUGGUCGUCAGUAAUAAUAAACUGGUAUCCGUUCCAGAAGAAAUUGGAAAGUUAAAAGAUUUAAUGGAAUUGGAUAUUAGCUGCAAUGAAAUUCAGGUCCUUCCCCAACAAAUGGGAAAAUUACAUUCACUUAGAGAGCUAAAUAUAAGAAGAAAUAAUCUUCAUGUGUUGCCAGAUGAAUUAGGAGAUCUUCCCUUAGUCAAGCUGGAUUUCUCUUGUAAUAAAGUGACCGAAAUUCCAGUUUGCUACAGGAAGCUGCAUCAUUUACAAGUAAUAAUUUUGGAUAACAAUCCCUUGCAAGUACCACCAGCACAGAUAUGUUUAAAGGGUAAAGUACACAUAUUUAAAUACUUAAAUAUCCAAGCAUGUUGCAGAAUGGAUAAGAAGCCAGAUUCUCUGGAUCUUCCAUCGUUGAGUAAACGAAUGCCCUCCCAGCCUCUCACAGACAGUAUGGAAGAUUUUUAUCCAAAUAAAAAUCAUGGCCCUGACUCUGGAAUUGGAAGUGAUAAUGGCGAGAAACGAUUAUCUACAACAGAACCAUCAGAUGAUGACACUAUCAGCCUUCACUCUCAAGUCUCAGAAUCAAAUAGAGAGCAGGCAUCAAGAAAUGACAGUCACUCAAUAGGAAGUAAACCUGAUUCUCAGAAAGACCAGGAAGUGUAUGAUUUUAUUGACCCCCACACAGAAGAUGUAGCGGUCCAUGAACAAGGAGAUGCACAUAUUGGAUCAUUUGUCUCUUUCCUUAAGGGAAAAGAAAAAGGUCCUGAAAAAUCUCAGAAAAAUGAAGAAUUAGGAGAUGAAAAAAGACUUGGGAAAGAACAGUUACUUGCAGAGGAAGAGGAUGGUGAUUUGAAGGAAGUAACUGAUUUGAGGAAAAUAGCCGCUCAGUUAUUGCAGCAAGAACAAAAGAACAGAUGGAGGCCUUUAUGUUAUAGAGCAUCAUUCAGUGAAAAACUCUUCCAGAGGACCAGAGCAGCAGGACGUGCAUCAAGGAUUCUUAAUCAUUCAACUUCUGUCACAAGAAACAAGCCAAAACAAACUGUGGCAUGCGAAAAGAGUGUCUCAGCAGAUGAAGUUAAUUCACCGUUGUCACCCCUCACAUGGCAGCCCUUGGAAAAUCAGAAGGAUCAAAUAGAUGAACAACAGUGGCCAGAAUCUCAACCUAUAAUCUGGCAGAGUGAAGAAAGGAGACGGAGCAAACAGAUUAGAAAAGACUAUUUCAAGUAUAAAUCAUCAAGGAAGAGUUCAAGUGGCAAUGAAAACGAUGAGCAAGACAGUGAUAAUGCUAAUAUGUCACCACAAUCUCCAGUAUCAUCUGAGGAAUAUGAUAGAACUGAUGGUUUUUCACAUGGUCCCUUUGGCUUGAAACCUAGAUCAGCUUUUAGUCGCUCAUCUCGGCAGGAAUAUGGGGCGGCAGAUCCAGGAUUUACAAUGAGAAGAAAGAUGGAACAUCUACGGGAAGAACGAGAGCAAAUACGACAACUUCGCAACAAUCUUGAAUCCAGGUUAAAAGUAAUUUUGCCUGAUGACAUUGGAGCUGCACUGAUGGAUGGAGUUGUUCUUUGCCAUUUAGCCAAUCACAUAAGGCCACGCUCUGUAGCUAGUAUUCACGUGCCAUCACCAGCAGUGCCUAAACUGAGCAUGGCAAAAUGUCGAAGAAAUGUGGAAAAUUUUCUUGAUGCCUGUAAAAAGUUGGGUGUCUCACAGGAAAGACUCUGUUUGCCUCAUCAUAUUUUGGAAGAAAGAGGUCUUGUGAAAGUUGGUGUCACAGUUCAGGCUCUUCUUGAAUUACCUACAACCAAGGCAUCUCAGCUUUCUACAGCUUGAUAUAACAUUUAAAAAUCAUAAGUGUAUAGUUUCAUUUAUUCGAAGUGAUUUCCAAUAUCUCAAAAUGAAUAAGAAUGUCUAAUGAAAAAUAAUUUUAUUAGAUCAAGCCUUAGGUUUUAAAAAAAUUAUGUUAAAACAUCAAAAUUAAAUUUUGAAUUGCCCAGAGUUUUUGGGGGGAAAAACUGGAUUAACUUAAUCAGAGUUUUUGGUAAAUUCAAAUUCUCUUUUUACUAAGUCAGUUGAUAACCUUGAUUAUUUUUCAAAAAUCAGGUUGAUACUAAAUUUAAAAUGUGGUUUCAAUUUAAUAAUCACAUUAGGUUUAAUUUUUUAUAUCAUAGCAUACUAGAACAUCUGAAUAAGGUAAUCAUUUUUUUACCGAUUUAAAAUGAUUCUAUAUUUGAGUUAUUUAAUACACUUCUAAUUCUAGUUUAUACACAAUUUCUUCAAUCUUUGGUCUUAGUUUUCUAGAAAAAAAUGAGUAGAAGACACAGAAUUCUGGCUUUAUAUUAAAUUCUUUUAGUAUCAUAGGUUGGUGCCAAAAUAUUUUCAGUUGUACUGUAGAUUGUUUACAUGUGAAGUGCCUGUGUAAUUGAUGACUCAUAUGGUCUUAAGCAUUUUUGCAGUUUCUUUUUAUGUAUUAAUGGAAUCAAUGGAACUUUAAAAUAUUUUAGUAGAUUUUGUAAGUUCAGUAAUAUGUGAGGAUUUAAAUGUGCCUCACAUUGUGACAUUUGUGGUUUUUUAUUUAGUCCAUUGCAGUUUUCCUUAAAUUGGUUAUUUCAUGUUGUCAGAAAAACAAUGUUAAUAUGCUUAAUUUAUGCUAUUUAAUUUUCCAAAACUUAAUCAUCUUUUAAAUGUAUUAUUUGAAGAGUAUUUUAUUUCUGUAUUAAAAAUGUUACACAAAGCAGUAACGUUUUUGAGAACUAGCAAGGUACUAAUCAUCAGGGACAUUUUGAUAAAACUGCCAGAGUUUGGGUUUAUGUCUUGACUUUUAGGAGCAUUACAUCAGUGUGCUGCCUUUAGUUAUAUUCAAAUUCAGAGAGCAACAAUUGAAGAAUAGGUUUUUAUUUGAAAUCUGGCCAUUUGUGGAUCCUAUAAAUCUUAUGAUCCUCAAUUAACAUAAUGUUGAAAUAAACAUAGACCAUUCUAUAAAUAUUUUCAUAACUAUACUAUGAUACAUGAAGUCCUUGUUUAAUUUAGAGAUGGAUAAAUUUAUGUUGGUAGUAGUGCAGAACUUUUCAAAAACAUUACUGUAAUGAAUAACUCUGUUUCCUAUAGAAUAACUUUAGUAUAAUUACUUUUGUAGUAGCCAAGCAAGUAUCAUAUCUUAAAUACGUGAUUAUUUGCACUUGUUACCUCUUAAUAUGGAUGCAACUUAUUAAAAAUUUUGGCCUGGGUAUUUCAAAGGGUAUAUAGAAAAGGAAAAUCUAGCGUGCCAAGUGGUGUAGUAAGGGUCAGUUUAGGAACAGCUCUAGUUUUUUUGACCAGGUGGCAUGAAGCCAUGUAAUUAAAUUUUAGCUUUAGACUACAGAUGUGUUCUUUACAUUCCCCAAGGGUCAAAUUGGAGCUUUUAAAGAAUUAAAGCUUCUUAUGACUAUAAGGUUUAAAAAGUAAAUUAUUAGUAAUUUAUGACUUUAAAUAUUUGAGCUAAUUAGUUAUUUUUCAGUUGGAUCUAAAAAACACCUCAUUGACAUAAUCAAUUUCCCUAGUGAAAACUUGGGUAAUAAAGGUAGGAAAUGGCAAAUAAAUACCUUCGUUAUUACUUUUUAAUGUAGUAAUUUGACAAUAUUCCAAAUAAAGUGACCAUUAAAAGCUACAACAAUCAUUCAUACUGCUUUCAUAGUUAUCAUGCUAUAGGAUUCCUCUUAUUAAUCAAUCUAGAUAUUAAUUAUUUUACAAGUAUUUUCCUGUUUCAUAUUAUUGAAAUAUUAGUGAAAUUAUAGGCCAUUUCUUUAUUGCAUUUCACUUACUUGUCAAUUAAUUAUUAUUUUAAAGAGAAAAUACACCAGAACCUCAAUGUAGCAUUCUUUACUGCAAAGCAAAAUUCCGUUUAAUAUGGGUCUAUCUGAGGUCCAUACCAUGGCAGUUUAUUUACUGUAGUGCCAAAGGCAACACCACCUCCAAGACAGUUUCACAGCAUAGUCCCCAAGGACACAUUAUAUCAAGGCUCUGACGUAUUUCUUUUAGUAGUUUUUAAAUAAGUGUAAAAUUUAUUCUAAAUUGUUUUUAUGGUUAUUAUAUAUUUACUUCAGCAGUUAUUGAAUUAAGAAUGAUUAUCAUUAUUUGAAUUGAUUUGUGGUUUGAAGAGGGUUAAAUAAUCAAACUAAAAUAUUUUAUUAGGCCCUAAAAAUGCAGUGGAUAGCUACUUCUGCUAAAUUUUAUUACUGUAUGGCACAAGAAAGAAGUGAUGUUGGAUAUGGUAGAAAUUUCUUGAAAUAAGGAGUAAAAAUGCAUUUCCAUUUGUUUAGUAAUUAUCUUUACAGAAUGCUAGUUUAUUGACUUUUCUAACUGAAUUUUUUGAAGAAUUCAGAAAUGUUUGUAUUGGUCACAGAUCUAUCAUGACUGAUUUUUUGAUGCAUUUAAAAAUAAAUGGAACACUAAAUGUAUAUUACCGAUGCAAACUGUGGAUAAAGUUGAACGAAAAAAUUAAAGUCUGAAAUUUCUUUUCUCCCUCUCUA
Molecule: messenger RNA, 5115 nt
Organism: Diceros bicornis minor
Lineage: Eukaryota; Metazoa; Chordata; Mammalia; Perissodactyla; Rhinocerotidae
Gene: LRCH2
Product: leucine rich repeats and calponin homology domain containing 2
Exons: 22
Coding region: 65-2440 (791 amino acids)
Molecular function (GO): protein binding
Source: RefSeq, a predicted model, not a curated record